UAACUUUUUGUCUGGAUCUUUAAUCAAGGAGCGGAGCUGCGGGAGGAGAGAGAGAGAGAGAGCUUGGAGCUGACACACAAAAAUGGUGCAGAGACUGACUUAUCGGGCGCGGCACAGUUACGCCACCAAAUCUAAUCAACACAGAGUUGUUAAAACCCCCGGAGGGAAGCUGGUGUACCAGAGCACUAAGAAGAGAGCUAGCGGACCCAAAUGCCCCGUCACUGGCAAGAGAAUUCAAGGGAUUCCUCAUUUGAGACCUGCUGAGUACAAGAGGUCUAGAUUACCCAGGAAUCGUAGGACCGUGAACCGUGCUUAUGGUGGUGUAUUGUCUGGAAGUGCUGUGAGGGAGAGGAUUAUUCGGGCUUUCUUGAUUGAAGAGCAAAAAAUAGUGAAGAAGGUCCUGAAGAUCCAGAAGGCAAAAGAAAAACAAGCUUCCAAGAGCUAAACUCGAGGGAGUACUGAGGCAAAGAGCUGACUAAUAUCACGCUCUCAGAAAUUUUGCCCACCAUGAUGAUGAUGAUGAAAGAGAUAUUGAAUAUUAUAUCUUAAAUCCCUCUAGGUUUGAAUGAAUUAGAUUGAAUCAUUGUCGAUCAGUUAGUAGAAUAUGCUCAUCAGUCGCCAAAAUUUUUCUCGACAUUGUGAAAUGCCAACACUGCCCCGCUGUUGACAGUGUUAUGCUUAUAUUUCGUUAUUUUUAAGCACUUGUAUUCUGCACAAAAUCAGUAGGAAAAAAAUUCCGUUUCAAUA
Messenger RNA from Sesamum indicum (sesame), 747 nucleotides. Its product is annotated as large ribosomal subunit protein eL34. NCBI's taxonomy places the organism in Eukaryota, Viridiplantae, Streptophyta, Magnoliopsida, Lamiales, Pedaliaceae. The record is from RefSeq and is a predicted model, not a curated record. Gene Ontology annotation, molecular function: structural constituent of ribosome. Gene Ontology annotation, cellular component: ribosome. Gene Ontology annotation, biological process: translation.